GCUUUGUGCAUUCCUUUCUUCCAAUGCAUCCAAAGCACCAUUAAUCCUUCAAGCAAAAUACUUACAAGUUUUGACUGUCUCAGGGGCUGGGCAAUCAAAAUCAAGUCUUCUCUUUUCUUCAGAAAUCGAUUUCGAUUUUGUGGGGAAAGGAUACAUUUUUGCUUUUUCUUCUUCUUCUGGUUGCGCAUUUCAGCGAUGCGGGAAGUGGAAACAUCGGCAAUCACAGCUCCUCCACAAUUCUCUGCGAUGUUUCAGAAACUAGCCAUGGCGGUCAAAACCAAGACAUACGAGUUCUUCACCGAAGACGGCGAGAGGGUCGGCGUCGAUUCCGAUGCGGAGGGCUUCGCACUCCUUGACUCUGCCGAAGAUUUCAUCACCGAUCAGAAAGUCGUCGUCCUCAAACCCGAUAGACCUCUUAGUGCCAAAACCCCUUCUCCAGGAUCUCCGGUGAAUGAUGCUCAGACGAGGAUUCUGGUUAAACCUAAUCAAGUGAAGCUUUCUCAGGUUAGGAAAUUGGAUACCCAGAUGGGAUUGAGUUUGAUUUCUUCGGUUUUCGCGACGGUAUCGUCUUUUGAAGCUUCGUAUCUUCAGUUGCAAGCCGCACACGCGCCGUUCGUCGAGGAAAGCGUCAAGGCUGCUGAUAGAGCUCUCGUCUGUAACCUCCAGAAAUUGUCUGAUUUGAAGCAAUUUUAUAGAAACUAUCGGCAAAGUUUGGAUUUUGAGUCUGAUUUAGCGAUUGGGUCAUGUUUAGAAUCUCGGGUGCAGGAGAAUCAGAGCAAGCUUAGAGCUUUGGAAACGGUGUCAAACCGGUUACAAGCUGAGAUGGACGCAAAGGAUUUGCAAGUGUGGAGUCUGAGGAACAAAUUGGGUGAGAUUCAGAAAUCUAACUCGAAGUUGUCAAAGAGAUUGUCUGCAAAUUCCAAAUCAUCAUCCACGGAUGUUCUGUUAUCGGUUAGGGUUUAUGAGUCUCUAUUGCAUGAUGCCUUUAAAGCUAUACAGAAGUUCACUAAGAUUCUGAUUGAAUUGAUGGAAAAAGCUGGGUGGGAUUUGGAUUUAGCGGCAAAUUCUGUUCAUCCUGAGGUAGAGUAUGCGAAGAAGGGACAUAAUAGGUAUGCAUUGUUGUCGUAUGUUUGCUUGGGGAUGUUUCGAGGUUUUGAUGAAGAAAGAUUUGGUCUAAAUGAGAAUGAUGAAGAAGAAUCUGAGACGUGUUCUUCAGGUUCUUCGUUGAGGGAACUGAUGCAGCAUGUAUCGAGCAAUCCAAUGGAGCUUCUUGAAAGAGAUAAAGAUUGUGGAUUCUCUAGAUUUUGUGAUAGCAAGUAUCACGAGCUCAUUCACCCGAACAUGGAAUCUUCGAUAUUCAGCAACAUGGAUCAAACCGAAGCGGUGUUGAGUUCUUGGAGAUCACUGAGCACAUUCUAUGAGUCUUUCGUCACAAUGGCUAGCUCUAUUUGGACACUUCACAAGUUGGCCUUGUCCUUUGACCCUGCGGUUGAGAUUUUCCAAGUUGAGAGCGGAGUGGAUUUUUCGAUUGUUUUCAUGGAGAAUGUCUUAAAAAGAAGACAAGAUAAGAAGUUGUCGAUGAAUCCUACUCGAGCCAAAGUAGGAUUUACUGUAGUUCCCGGGUUUAAAGUCGGGUGCACGGUGAUCCAGUCUCAAGUUUACCUUACCGGCUUCAAAUGUAAAUGAAAGAGACCAAUGGUUAAACCGUCGCUCAAAAGCUUCUACUGGGACUUGGCAGCUCGAUGACUACAAGUGUUAUAACCUUUUUACCUUCUUACGUAUGUUGAUUAACUGUGUUCUUCAAGUUUGGUUUGAGUUCUUGAUUGCGUUUAAAGUGUAUAGAAAGCUAUGUUGAUUUUUUCUUCCUUGGGAUCAGAACUAAGUUUGAAUUGCAAAGAAUUAAUUUGUUUAUCUUCAUCUUAGUAAAGCUGUAAUAGAUUGAUUA
This is a messenger RNA of Eutrema salsugineum, 1945 nucleotides long. RefSeq names its product protein GRAVITROPIC IN THE LIGHT 1. Lineage: Eukaryota; Viridiplantae; Streptophyta; Magnoliopsida; Brassicales; Brassicaceae. The record is from RefSeq and is a predicted model, not a curated record. Gene Ontology annotation, biological process: negative gravitropism; response to red or far red light. The transcript has a single exon. The coding region runs from base 196 to 1686 and encodes 496 amino acids.